Messenger RNA from Conger conger (European conger), 1636 nucleotides. It is a transcript of the gene proca, whose product is annotated as protein C (inactivator of coagulation factors Va and VIIIa), a. Gene Ontology annotation, biological process: proteolysis; blood coagulation. The record is from RefSeq and is a predicted model, not a curated record. Gene Ontology annotation, cellular component: extracellular region. Gene Ontology annotation, molecular function: serine-type endopeptidase activity; calcium ion binding. The transcript has 9 exons. Lineage: Eukaryota; Metazoa; Chordata; Actinopteri; Anguilliformes; Congridae. The coding region runs from base 151 to 1461 and encodes 436 amino acids.
GGGCUGUGCAACCGUCCUUGUUGGAUACAUCAUAUUGAACACAGACUGUGGACUCUCAGUAAACAUUUGAAGUUAGUCAUUAACACAGUUUAAACACUGCAACAUCAUUUCUGCCCUCGUCCCUAACUGUCCAAAUUUAAUGUUGGAGUCAUGGGACGGUUGUUCUUCUGUAUUUCCCUCCUGGUUGCUGUGUGGUCUACAAGAGUCAUCGGCAUGUCAGUGUUCUACAGCGGCCCUCAGGCUAACGCAGUGCUGCGGGCCAAGAGGGCCAACAGCUUCAUGGAGGAGCUGCGGGCCCCGUCCCAGGAGCGUGAGUGCGUGGAGGAGGUGUGCACCUUCGAGGAGGCCUGCGAGAUCUUCCACACACGGGAGGCCACGCUGGAGUUCUGGACCGUGUACACAGAUGGGAACCAAUGUGAGAAGAACCCAUGUGUGAACGGCACCUGUGUGGACCAGUUCCAGUCCUACGUCUGCAAGUGUGACCUGGGUUUCGAGGGGAGAAACUGCGACCGAAACAGCACAGCGUCUAACUGCACAGUGGACAACGGGGACUGUGACCAUGUGUGCCGGGAGAGGGAGGAUGGAGGAGGACGUUCCUGCAGCUGUCUCUCCGGAUACCGUCUCCAAGACGACUCCAAAACCUGCCGCCCAUCCGGGGAGUAUUCUUGUGGGCAGCUGGCGGCUCCGCGGGUUGCAGAUAAGCCCAUCCUGGGGCUACAGCCUUGGCUGGUCGGGGGAGAAGUUGGGAAGAAGGGCGAGAGCCCCUGGCAGGUGCUGAUUCUAAAUGACAGGGGGAAGUUUCACUGUGGGGGGGUGUUGAUAGACCAGUCCUGGGUCCUCACUGCAGCUCACUGUCUGGAGACCAGCAACCGAUUCAGCGUGAGACUGGGAGACUACGAGCGUUUUAAGUUCGAGGGCACGGAGCUGACGGUGGCCGUUGACAAGGCCGUCUCCCACCCCGACUACAACACGGAGACGGUGGACAACGACAUCGCCCUCCUGCGGCUGAAGGACGCGGCGCACUACUCCCCCUUCAUCGUGCCGGCCUGCCUGCCCGACCGCGGUCUGGCGGAGGGCGUGCUGCACCGGAACGGCACGCGCACGGUGGUGACCGGCUGGGGCAAGCAGGACGAGCUGAAGAAGCACUUCACCUCGGCGCUCAGCUUCAUCAACAUCCCGCUGCUGGACCACGAUCAGUGCGCGGGCUCCAUGGAGAACAACGUGUCGCGGAACAUGCUGUGCGCCGGCGUGCUGGGCCGGCGGGAGGACGCGUGCGACGGGGACAGCGGAGGGCCCAUGGUGACGCGCUACAGGGACACCUGGUUCCUCAUCGGCCUGGUGUCCUGGGGCGAGGGCUGCGGCUGGAGGGACAAGGUGGGCAUCUACACCAAGGUGUCCAACUACAUGGAGUGGAUCGACAGCGUGCGCAACACGCACGCCCCCACACCGCCCUCCCCCUGACCCUGCCUCAACGCGCCCCCACACCGCCCUCCCCCUGACCCUGCCUGUACACGCCCCCACACCGCCCUCCCCCUGACCCUGCCUCAACACACCCCCACACCGCCCUCCCCCUGACCCUGCCUCAACACACCCCCAUACCGCCCUCCCCCUGACCCUGCCUCAACACGCCCCCCUG